Molecule: messenger RNA, 1969 nt
Organism: Exophiala xenobiotica
Lineage: Eukaryota; Fungi; Ascomycota; Eurotiomycetes; Chaetothyriales; Herpotrichiellaceae
Exons: 2
Coding region: 223-1608 (461 amino acids)
Molecular function (GO): NADP binding; oxidoreductase activity; NAD binding
Source: RefSeq, a predicted model, not a curated record
CAGCCAUAUCGACGAUCGGAAUGGAACCCAUACCUAGGUAUGUUGGCUUUCUGGCGAAGGUUUGUUUAUAUUCAACUUCUUCAUCCUCUAGAGGUCCGCUUGAAGAUUCUCUGUACAAUUCAGUCCUGUGCUUGAUAUCCCUACCGCUUGCCGUGCAAGUUGUAGUCGUCUCAUCGUUGUCACUACUCCCUUAGUCUAAGUACAACUUAGCUUCGAACCACCAUGGCGAUCACACAUUCAACCGAUUCCUAUCCCAAAGUGGCCUUCAUUGGCCUUGGAGCGAUGGGUUUUGCCAUGUCCACUCAUCUCGUCCGAACAGGAUUUCCCGUCAUUGGCUACGACAUCUACGGUCCAACGUUGGAUCGAUGGCAGUCUACUUGCAACGAUAUCCCAGGCUCAAAAGCGAACACAGCGAAAUCUCCGCUCGAAGCUGUCAAGGAUGCUUCGGUUGUGUGCUUGAUGGUCGCAAACCACCACCAUGUACAUUCAGCUCUUUUCGACGCGAAAGUCGGGGCUGUACAUGGCCUGCCCAAGGAUUGCACAGUGAUCAUUCAUGCCACUAUUCCGCCGACCGAGCCAUCAGCGGUACGCUCACGGCUGACGGAGGAAUUCAAACGGACUGACGUCAAAUUGAUCGAUGCACCUGUCUCUGGGGGCGCCGCCCGGUCCGUCAACGGCACACUGACCAUUAUGGCUGCCUCUGACAGUCCCAAGAACCUGGAGCAGCCGGAUGCAAGGAUUGUUCUGGACAAUGUGGCUAGCAAAGGAAAGACGCUCUUCAUCAUUCCUGGCUCUCUUGGUGCCGGACAGUCUGCCAAAGCCCUGAAUCAAGUCCUGGCUGGCAUCCAUAUUCCCGCGGCUUCUGAGAUCAUGGGCCUGGCUGCCAUCAAUGGUGUUGACACCAAGAAGUUCUACGACACCGUAACCGCGAAGGAUGCUUCUGGCAACACCCCUGUCGGAUGGAGCUGGAUGCUUGACAAUCGUGGGCCGAGAAUCUUGAGCUCCGACCCACCUAUGGCUUCAGCCACCCUAAUCAUCAACAAAGACGUCGGUAUCAUUCGGGACGAAGAGGCCAGACUGAACGUCGAAUUGCCUCUGCUGAACGAGGCGAGCGACAUUUUGAAGGAAGUCAUGAAGACACAUGCCACAGCGGAUGACAGCUGCAUUGUCCAGUAUUACCUCGGUUUCGGGUCGGACAGAAUGAACCGUGUGGUUGAACUGGCCGGAAAGCCUACCGUUGCAGCCAGCGAACAAGAGAGCCUGAUCCAAGAUCUGGCCACAGCACACGGGAUCAUCCAUCUCGUUUCGGCAUACGAAACAAUCAGCUUCGCCAAAGCGCUGGACCUCAUGGGCCCGGAGCAGAGAAAACGAUGGUUCACUAUGAUCUCCGGUGCCGCAGGCGGCACCACAAUUUUCUCGGAAGUGAUUCCCAGAGCUUUUGAGGACCCAGAGGGCGCUGAGGCUGCGUUCAAGAAAUAUGCAAAGGACAAAUUCGGCGGUGCCUUGGAUAAAACGGUUGCUCUCGUCAAGCAUGCGAAGAGCCACGGCUACGAACCAAGACUCCUCGAAGCUGCAGUCGAACAUUUCAGGAAAUUCGUGCAGGCAUAAGCACUUAUUGGAUGAUGGUCAUUUGGUAUAUUAUGGAACGUCUUGAAGACCGCUUCUACGUUGUUGAUCAUUUGGCUGGGCGUUUUUGGUACUUUGGGAUUUGUCCGUAGAGUCUUGUUCCGGCAUUCACGGCAGGCAGGCUUGUGCUGUUGCCAAAUUCAAGUUACUAGCAGCCAUCGGGCGAAUGGCGAGAGUGCUUCCGGGGAGACACAUCCCACUCGCAUCUUAGGGAGGAGUAGGCUCUUGUUAGAUCAGUCAUAAAUACAUACUUGAAGAGAUAGUAAAACGAGGCAUGUGCUCCAUCGUCAAAAGCCUCAAUAGAUGACCCGGUCCUACCGAGGAAACUAGAGGUCAUUGAUUU